UCAACGCGAUCCCUGUCGAGGCUGACGACACGAAAGAAAUGCUGCUUGAGAGGCGUGGGCUGCAGUUUGCUGCCAAUAACCUCUUCCCCAGCUCCCGCUUUGUUGGACCAGGCUUUUCACACACCAUGUGUUCCCUGGCCUGGCAUUCUCGGCUGGUAGUGGUCAGAUUUUCAGCGGUGGCGGUUCAUUCGGCUUGGGUAGUUUUGGCGGGAUUGUAUCGUGCAGUGGUACUGCUCCUGGUAUGCCUUGUCCUGCCCCAGCCCCAGCUCCAGUUCCUGCCUCAGCCUCAGCCUCAGCCUCAGCCUCAGCCUCAGCCUCAGCCAGCCCUGAGCCCCAACCUGCCCGGCACCCGCUCCUCACCAUGUGACCAGGGCCAGGCUCAGGGUCAGGGAUGCCAGUUCCUGCACCACAGCCUGCUCCUGACCUCAGCCCGCUCCCCAGCCUGCACCGCAGCCUUGCGACCAGUCUCAGGGCCAGGAUGCUCUUAUGCAAGCACCAGCUACGUUCAACUUCAGCAACAGCCAGAACAGCAACCUGCAGAAUAUCCGGUACCGCGAGAACACUCUGUUACGAACAACGAGGAGCUAGUGCUAGGAACAUCCAAGCAGGUGCAAACACGAAUCUGAACUACAUGGGUCCGGCUGAGGCCAUUGUUGGCCAGUUAUACGCUUUUGCGAUGCGAAUGCCUCAUGCUAUGCGGCUGGAAAUUAACGACAGCCCGAAUCUUAGGCAGAUAAAUAGCCACUUUGGUUUUACGCAAUAGGA
Messenger RNA from Linderina pennispora, 765 nucleotides. RefSeq lists its product as uncharacterized. The record is from RefSeq and is a predicted model, not a curated record. The coding region runs from base 39 to 626 and encodes 195 amino acids. Lineage: Eukaryota; Fungi; Kickxellomycota; Kickxellomycetes; Kickxellales; Kickxellaceae. The transcript has a single exon.